This is a messenger RNA of Amaranthus tricolor (Joseph's coat), 1679 nucleotides long. Its product is annotated as eukaryotic initiation factor 4A-3. Gene Ontology annotation, molecular function: mRNA binding; RNA helicase activity; ATP binding. The transcript has 8 exons. Lineage: Eukaryota; Viridiplantae; Streptophyta; Magnoliopsida; Caryophyllales; Amaranthaceae. Gene Ontology annotation, cellular component: catalytic step 2 spliceosome; nucleolus. The record is from RefSeq and is a predicted model, not a curated record. The coding region runs from base 140 to 1363 and encodes 407 amino acids.
ACCACCGACCACUGACCACAUCCUUUUGCCCUAUUCAAUUAUCAUCGUCGCCUAUUACAACCUGGGAGACUAUUUACAUUCUACUCUCAGUUUUAAAAAACUGUUAAACUUUAAAAUCGUCCUUGAGAAGGCGGCUACGAUGGCGUCUGGGUCGGUUAUUCCGGCAAAUAGAGGAAGAAGAAAUAUGAACGACGACGACAAACUUCAGUUUGAGGCUACUGAAGGUAUCGAACCUGUUAACAGUUUCGAUAGAAUGGGGAUUAAAGAUGACCUUUUGCGUGGGAUCUAUGCUUAUGGUUUUGAGAAACCUUCUGCUAUUCAACAACGUGCUGUUAUGCCUAUUAUUCAAGGUCGCGAUGUUAUUGCGCAGGCUCAGUCUGGUACUGGGAAAACUUCUAUGAUUUCCUUGGCUGUUUGUCAGAUGGUUGAUACCUCUACUCGCGAGGUUCAAGCAUUAAUCUUAUCACCUACACGAGAGUUGGCUUCUCAAACAGAAAAAGUUAUUAUGGCCAUCGGUUUACACAUGAAUAUACAAGCUCAUGCAUGCAUUGGAGGGAAAAGUGUAGGUGAGGAUAUUAGGAAAUUAGAGUAUGGAGUUCAUGUGGUUUCAGGAACCCCAGGUAGAGUUUGUGACAUGAUCAAGAGGAGAACACUUAGAACCCGAAAUAUCAAACUUUUAAUUCUUGAUGAGUCUGAUGAGAUGUUGAGCAGGGGUUUUAAGGACCAGAUUUAUGAUGUCUAUCGUUACCUUCCACCAGAGCUUCAGGUUGUGCUGAUCUCGGCCACCCUCCCCAAUGAAAUACUGGAAAUCACCAAUAAGUUCAUGACAGAUCCUGUUAAAAUCCUUGUAAAGCGUGAUGAGUUGACUUUAGAGGGCAUCAAGCAAUUCUUUGUUGCAGUUGAGCAGGAAGAUUGGAAGUUUGAUACUCUUUGUGAUCUUUAUGAUACCCUUACAAUUACUCAAGCUGUUAUCUUUUGCAACACUAAGCGCAAGGUGGAUUGGCUCACUGAAAAAAUGCGAAACAAUAACUUCACUGUUUCAUCCAUGCAUGGUGAUAUGCCUCAGAAAGAACGAGAUGCUAUUAUGAAGGAGUUUCGUGAUGGGGAUACUCGUGUUCUGAUAACGACAGAUGUUUGGGCUCGUGGGAUUGAUGUCCAACAGGUUUCUUUGGUUAUCAACUAUGAUUUGCCCAAUAAUCGAGAACUUUAUAUCCACCGGAUAGGUCGAUCUGGUCGUUUUGGACGCAAGGGUGUUGCGAUCAACUUUGUCAAGAAGGACGAUAUCAGAAUUUUAAGAGAUAUCGAGCAAUAUUACAGUACCCAAAUUGAUGAGAUGCCGAUGAAUGUUGCUGAUUUGAUAUGAGAUCGACGUGUGCAUUAUUGUGGUGUGAAGCGAGAUAAGAUCGACUUGUGCAAUAUUGUGUGGCAUGAAGCAGGACUUGUUUUCCCUUUGCCUGAGAAUGGGUUGCCUUUUAGCGUGGCAAUGAGAUGUAAUUGUGUGGAUUGAUGGACUUUUAGUCCUCUUUUCUAUGUAGUUGAAAAGAAUUUGCCUAUUCUCUGUCUACUGUUUUUGAUUUGCUUAAAAAUUCUGCUUUUGUUUCCAAGAGGACAGUGGCCAUUUUCCUGAGUCUCUUGUUGAUUCUUUGUUUUAAAAAUAACUGCAAUUCAUAAGAGACUAA